GGAGAACCACCAAAAAGCACCUCCUAAACAAUACAUAUCACACUAAAAUAUAUGUGAUGAAAGUGAGAGAAAUGGAACUUUUCAGACUCGACUGUUGCUGAUAACCAGAUAAUCUAUUAUAGUCAGGUCUUGCUUGACUCGAGAGACAACCGUUUCAAAACGAGAUUCAAUAGCUAGCCACAACUUCCCAACUUCCUAUUGAGACUAUAUGAAAAGCAUAGGUACUUCCAACAAAAAAAUAAAUAAUUUCCACUCCAUCCGGAGGUACGCAACCGUAAAAACGCACUUUCACGGUACCGUUUCCACAGGUAAUGCUAAGGUAGGUACUUCUCCGCGGUAUCGGUUCGCUGCUGGGUCGAAUUACAACAGGUACACAAGGUAACGACUGAUAAUUUUUCGUAGUCACGUUAUCAGAAACGCGAAUACUCGAUACAAACUUUGCCUCGCGCCGCCACUCAGUUUACAAACGAAAACAAUACCUUAUAGCACCUUUCCGUUUCAUUUUUCAUUCAUUCAUUUAUCAUCUAACGAUUUGAUUAGAUUCGAACCCGCGGAGUAAUUAGUUUUGGCGCCAAAGGAUUUUUGGUUGUUCUUCGAACCAUGAAUUCGGGAAUUUCCUUGGAAAAUGAAAAAAGUUUGUGUUGUGUUUAUGCAGUGAUGUGAUUUUUAAUUGAAAUUGAAUUUUGGCGAAAAUGAGAGAGAUUUGGACAAAACAAGAUGAACGUAGGAUUAGCGACGGGCAACCUGUUGCCAAAAAAUGGAAUAUAACAGAUCCUGUGUACAAACCCAAAGGUCUGUCGCAUUCGCCUUCGUUGCGAGCCAUAAGGAACUACAACGACUUACCGAUUGACAGGAGUUCGGGUGAAGGCGUCGACAAUCCCGGGUUCGAAUCCGAUUAUAAAUAUGAAUACUAUACUUAUCCUGGACCAGGCUAUAGUGUUCCAAACGAUAAUAGCAGUAAGCUGUCCGAAAACGAAUACCCUACCAUCAGCACCAGAUCCAUGAAAACGACUUACUCCGGAGGCUCAGAAGUUCACUCAAAUGCAGACAACGAAAUGGGUUCCAAUGUUAAACUGGUUACGGCGAAAGUUGAAAUGUCCUGCAAAACAUGGUGUACCCACGUUUCAACGAUAAUCUGCACCAUCUCCAUGGCGGCAGCUCUGGGCAAUCUGUACCGAUUACCGCAGACCGUCCUUUUACGCGGAGGUUUACCAUUCCUAGUCGUUUACGCCAUAUUGACUGUGAUCAUCGGACUACCCUUAUUGUUUCUCGAACUCGGAAUAGGACAGAUGGCCCAGGAGGGAUUUAUCAAAAGUUGGAGAGCCGUGCCAUUUUUUAAAGGAAUUGGAUACGUGAAACUUCUAGCCGGAUGUUUGCUGAGUAUAUACUACCCUAUCUACAUGGGGCUUGCCAUAAUGUAUUUAAUUUGGACACUUAAAGGGUCAGUUCCGUUUGUUGAAUGUUCCAAUGGAGUUGUUAUAACUGCAGAUGGAUAUGUUCCAGCUGCAAUCAAUGGCCAAGAAUGUAUUAGGAACACAUUCAUAAAAUCACCAUUCCAGGAUCCAUACUAUUUUGGAAUUUAUGCAGCGUUACUUUUGUUUAUUUGGAUAGUGAUCAUUGUUUUAUCUAUACGAAGAACAAAAAGCUACAUAAGAUCCCUAAUAUUAUUGCUUUUUCCAACGAUGGUGUGUUAUAUAGCUUUAACAACAAAAUCCAUCUUGCUUGAAGCUGAAAUGGCAGUUUUGUAUAAAAUGGCCGAAAAUGUUGAUUGGAGUAUACUUAAAACUGCUGAAGUUUGGUACUACGCAACCAUUCAAGUAUUCUUCUCAACCAACAUUGGUUUCGGAUCGUUUAUCACAAAUGCCGGCAUAAUGUAUAACAAAGUAAAUCCUCUAUGGACGGCUCUAGGUUACAUAGCGAUAAAUUUAAUAUUUGGAACUGGCUCUGUAAUAAUGACAACCAUAUUGACUGGAGCCACUAGUAACGAUACCAAUUCGACGAUAUCGUCUACAGUUGCAGAAGUGCAGCUUUUUACCUUAAUUUAUGACGCUAUGGUGAAUCAGAGUAGUGAUUUUAAAAAUUGGAUGAUUGCCACGUAUUUGUUGGUCAUAUUUUCAGGGUUUGUGAGCAUGGCAACUCUCUCAUACACCCUCCUCAAAGCAAUCUACGGCCACGACGGUAUAAGACUGAAAUGGUGGCAGACCAGCGUCGUUUUCAGUUUUUCAGGAUUUAUAUUAAGUUGCUUGCUCCUACUGAAAAAUGACUUUGACUUGGUGCAUCUUUUAGACCAUUACAUUGUCGGCAACCUGAUUUUCAUAUGCGUGAUUAUUGAAGUUUUCGCAAUGAUGGCGUUUUAUGGCCUAACAAGAAUCCAAUCUGAUUUUGAAUUUAUGCUAGGCCACAUCCUGUUGAAAGUUUGGCUAUUUUUAUGGUGGCUUACUCCCAUAUGUUUAACAAUUAUAUUUAUAUGGGCUCUGAUAGGCUUACCAUUGGAAGGAAUAUACAAAAUUGAUCCUGUAUGGAUGGUUGCCUUAGGAUGGUCUGUGGUGAUAAUGGCUUUUAUGUUUAUCAUUGUUAUAGGUAUUUUUGUCACGAGAAAACAGAAUGGCUAUACUAUAAAAGACAAACUCAAAGCCUCUUUGGAACCGUCUCACAAUUGGGGUCCCAAAGAUCCGAUGCUUCGCUACAAUUGGGUUCAGUGGAACUCGAAAUCCCAAACAGGCGAGCGUGACUUUACACUAAAACGUCGAGGCACCAAAGAAUACACGAAAACCAUAAGAAAAAGAGUCAAAAAGGAGGCUAGCCAGCUUUAUAACGGCUUACCUGGAGCUUACUUCAAAAAUACCGAUACCACUAUUAAUAAUAAUAUUAUAGGAAACGGUGCUUUGGUCAAUGAAAAUGCUAAUAGAAUAAGUCAGCAGAGUAAUGAAUAUAGUAGAAUAAGUAACACAAGCAAUAACUAUAAUUCCAUAUAUUAUAUAAGCAGUGACGUUAAAGCAAAUAGAAACGGACACGUUGCCUCUGAUCAAAGUAUGAUAGAUUCUCUGGAACCAGAAAUAGUACCGAAACGACACCACCACCAUCACCACCACAAAGUACCCAAAGUCCACAGGAACACGUACCCGACCGAUAAUAAUUACAAUUACACUGAACCUGAACCAAGGCAUAGUUAUCCUAGUAAUAAGGAAAUCGUAAAUGAUGAAAAUUCUGAAGGCUAUGGGACUUUUAGAAAUAAAGGUCCGUAUAUCAUAGAUGGGGAUAUCGGUCAUGUAUGUCAUAAGAGGUACGAUAGCGAACAUGAAGCUGUAACUGAGCUUUGAGGAUUUCGAUUUUAAUAUUUGUUAUGUAAUGUAAUAAGAGUGAAAUGCUAGUGAUUGUAUUAUAUUUUAUUGUAAAUAAUUUUGUAUAUUUUGUUUAAGUGCAAAUACAGUUAGUUUAUAUGUAGAUUUUUUUGUAUUAUUUAAUAAACAGCGUCUUAAAUUAA
Ceutorhynchus assimilis (cabbage seed weevil) is the source of this 3484-nucleotide messenger RNA. The record is from the annotation of a GenBank genome assembly. NCBI's taxonomy places the organism in Eukaryota, Metazoa, Arthropoda, Insecta, Coleoptera, Curculionidae.